UCUACUUAGGAGAGAACUUCAUCAGGAAGUCUUCCAGGUAAUAGAAUACAAUCAAACUGAGAACUACUGUGGAAACGUUGAUCCCAUGCCCACCAAGUAACGAGCCGUCGACUCGCUGAAAACCCUAAAUACCACCGUUGCAGAUUAGCCACAGCACCGCUUCAGUUCGUGCUCUUCUUUUCUGCUGGUUCUCUCCCUGAUAGGCAUGGAAAGUGCACCUAAAGCCAUGGCACUGAUCAGCUCUCAGGACACACUUGCUCUUGCCUGUAGACGUGAUAGGAUGAGUGUUCUUCCAGAAUCAGUCAUCUUUCGCAUAUUCUCAUUCCUCCGGCCUAAUGAAUCUGCUAUUCUUAGCUUGGUAUCGAGAAGGUUUAGACAACUUUGCAUUAACAGCCCUUACCUGUACUUCUGUGCCAAUUUUGAUUCCAAAGGGUGUUUGAGAAGGUAUACCCAGUUCUGUUAUUAUGUGGAUAAAAUGAUGAGAACGCGAGAUAGGCUUGGAAUUGAGAUAGACAAAUUUCUUAUUCACUGGUUUUGCAAGCAACCCAGGUAUAAUAUUGGAGGAACUAUUGUUGAUGCUUGGGUUAAAAUUGCUACUAAAUGUAAUGUUGGAGAGCUAGAUAUUCUCGUUAAUUUAGACGAAUGGCUCGGAUGGGGAGUCUAUUCAUUGCCUGAGUGUGUUUUUAGGUGCAAGUCUUUACGUGUGUUGAAAUUGAAUCUGCAGAUGGGAAAGUUUUAUUUGGUAUCAACUGAGAAUAUGGACUCAGUUGAGGACCUGUUGCUAGAUUCUAUGAUAAUCAAUGAGAGAAAUUUUGGAGAAAAGAUUUCUGGUUCUUGGACUUCCCUUAGAAGGUUAAUUCUUGAGAAGGUUCAUUUGGUUGUUGAGCUCAACAUAACCAGUUCAUCUCUUGAAGAGCUAAAAAUGUCUAACUGCGAAGGAGGAGCUUAUGUCGACUGGCAUUUCAGCGUUUCCAGUUCAUCUUUGAAGAAUCUGUGUAUUUCCAGGUGCCAUUUUAAAGUCCCCACCCUCAUGAACCUUAGGUGCCCAUCUCUAGAGAAUUUCACUCUCCAAGGGUCUGAUUUUGACAAGCUUUCAACUUUCAAGAUAGCAUCUUUGUCAAUUGAAAAUUUUAGAAUCUGUGGGUCUAAUUUCCUGAAAGGCUGCUGCUUCUGCAUUUCAUGUCCAUCUGUUAAGCAUAUUAAGAUCGGCAGCAGCAAUUUUGAAGACUUUUGCUUUAUUGAAAUCAACAGUUCUUCACUUGGAGACUUGACUGUUUCGGAUUGCGAAUUAAGUCGUCCCCAGAUACCAAAUUUCAAAUUGGCCCCUGGAAAACGAAUCCAUAUUGUUGCUGAAAAGCUUCAGACAUUGACAAUAAACUCUUCGGACAAGCAUUUAUACAACUUGCCAUUGUCAAUUUCCACUCCCAAUAUCCAGGAUAUAAAAUGGACAGGAAAUCCUGUGGAUUUUAGUUAUUUGGAGAGUUUCUUGUCACUAGUGGAUGCUACAAUUUACAUUAAACCUUCUUGUCAGCACAAGAGUAAGGAGUUAGCUUGCCGUUGCAAGCUUGUCCAGAGUUUAAUAUAUUGUGCUGCUAUGCUUCUUCAAAGCUUGAAAUAUGCCAAAUUCUUAAAAAUCAACAUUUGGCCUAUUGAGAUGUUCUUUAUGCAAAACAAUGAGCCGAUAUAUUUUAACAAUCUAUUGUGCUUGUUAUUGACGGUGGAUUCACUGACUGACCAAACUCCCUUGAUUGCCUCCUUCCUCAAGGGAUUGCCAAAUCUAAGGACUCUAAUAAUAAAAUGUAGGCCGAAGUCCCAUGUGAUUGAUGAGCCAAAUUUCAUCAGCUUACUGGGGUUGUGUCCAAAGACCUUUAAUCUGUCACUUAGUGAAGAAGGGGUAAAGAUCUUUAGGAGAAAUGCUCAAGAUGUUGAAGGCUAACUGGAUAAGAAGUGGAUGGAACACUACAGUUAUUUUCACAUUAAUUUAGGGCUAGCUAGAUGAUACAGAAUAUUAUUUGCUUAGACGAUACUGAAAAAUGAGAUUUUAUUAUUAGCAUAGAUCAUUGAAUUGGCUACUCUUCGAAAGUUUAUUGGCGUGCUUGUUCUUCUAAUUUGCCAGUGACAAGGUAAUUUCGUGGCGUGUUUGUGCUCUGCCAAGAAUCUAAAAACAAAUAUUCCAGAUUUAAUAUUUUUCUUUUCUUAUUUAAUUUGUGAUCAUCUGCUUUUCAAACAUUCUGAUCAACAGCUUUGUUUGUUC
Hevea brasiliensis (rubber tree) is the source of this 2254-nucleotide messenger RNA. RefSeq lists its product as uncharacterized. Gene Ontology annotation, molecular function: protein binding. The record is from RefSeq and is a predicted model, not a curated record. The transcript has 4 exons. The coding region runs from base 206 to 1936 and encodes 576 amino acids. NCBI's taxonomy places the organism in Eukaryota, Viridiplantae, Streptophyta, Magnoliopsida, Malpighiales, Euphorbiaceae.